Bolinopsis microptera is the source of this 2051-nucleotide messenger RNA. Its product is annotated as cilia- and flagella-associated protein 100-like. The record is from RefSeq and is a predicted model, not a curated record. The transcript has a single exon. NCBI's taxonomy places the organism in Eukaryota, Metazoa, Ctenophora, Tentaculata, Lobata, Bolinopsidae. Bases 1 to 1680 code for a protein of 559 amino acids.
AUGGCAGUAAAAAGAGCCAGCAGCCAUGUCUCAGCCCUGGCUAGCAAAGAAUUAGCUCCCAUCCCCGUGAAACCCACAAACCCCUUCAAAAUUCCUCCAGAGAAUGAGAUAUUCCAGCUCCGUGAUGCUGAACGGCAACGCAAGAAGUCCGACAGAGAGAAGCAACGAGCAUUGCGUGUCCACGAGAAAACAACGUAUGCCCACCAGAUGCGUGCGAGAACUCUAAAAGCUCGCCAGCCGUUUGGAGAUGCGGAUCUGGAUGGCGCUGCUUUGGAGGACACCAAGGAUCAGAUAAUAGGACAAGAUGAUCCGUUACAGUUGGCAACUAGAGACAGGAACGUUGAAAAGGAGGAUCUGGCCAGCUUUGUCGCUAAAAAGCGGGAGAUGUUCCUCGUUCAGUACUCCCUGGGUGUCAAAAGGGACGAAAUGAGGAAACUCGAGGAGAUUGCUCAGGCCGAGGAGAGGAAACUCGAGAAAGCUGAACAGUUCUUAGAGGAGGAUGCCAUGAUGUUUGACGAGUUCUUGAAGGAGAACGACAAAAAUUCUGUGGAGGCCAUAAAACAAGCUGAACAGGAAACAAAAGCUAAAAUGGAAAAAGUGAGCGAAAUCAAAAAGAUUCAAGCACAGAUAACUGCUCUAAAGAGCGAAAUCAGCAAAAAUGAGGAUCAGUUGAAAGAAUAUCAGACGUAUAAGAAGUUUUUGGAAGAUCUAACACCCCCAGAAUGGAAGACAGACAGACAAAAACGAAGAGCAGCCAGAAGAGCAGACCGCAAAAAGAAGAAGGCAGAAGAACGACCAACUCCCACUACACCAUCCCAACCAACAUCCUCAGCUAAACGAACCUCAGUAUCUAAGGGAACCCCCAGAGGUUCCCUCGGAGGAAAGAGGAAACAGUCAGUCUUACCCGGUGAUGCAGAAAGUCUAGUUUCCGCUACCUCAGCAGAGGUUGCCCCUGCUGAGAGUGAUUAUGAGAGCGAUGACAGUUGCGAACUUUUCUUCGCAGAUCCUCAGCAACUCCUCAACAUAUUUGCCGAGCUCGAAGAACAGAAUCUCUCGUUGAUCCAAAACAGUCAGGAAACAGAAGAAGCUUUGGACGAGAUGAAACAAACAAUCGAGACAACUAAAGCCAAGAUGAACAAGGAGACUGAAGUUUUAAAAGCACAGAUUUCCUCUCUUGAAAGUCAGAUAACAGCAGAGGAGGAGAAAUCGAAAGAGUUGGAACACAAGAGUAAGAUGUUCAGUUAUGGUCAUUAUGAGGGCGACGGACAAGAGAAGAUGUUGGAGCUGUUGAACGAAAAGGUCGAGGAAGUCUAUAGGAGUUGUAUUGGUGACAACGAAGCUAACAUUUCAACUCUCCAAAUGUUAACAAAUAUUGAGAACAGGCUGGAGGAACUGUUCGAGCAUAUUGAGAUGAUGCCUCAGGAGAAGGUAGAACUGGCCGAGAAGGCUAAAGAGAAAGAAAGGAGGUUGAAAUUACGAGAAGAAAAGCGAGAACAACAGCGACUGCACCAAGAGGAGAGGGUAAGGAAAGCUCUGGAACGUGCAAAAGCUGAUCCUAAAGUUCAAACUGGCAAACGGCUAGUGUUCAGAUCCAAGCCUCCAGAGGUCCAGAAAAAGAAGACUGAUGUAGUGGACAAGAAAAACGAAGAGGACGAAGAGUUAGCGUACUACUUUUCUUAGAUCUUUCAUUGCAAAUAAAGAAUCGAUUACACGGUGGCUGCGAGCCUUGAUUUGACUUUAUUCAGAACAUUUAUGGGUCCACGUAUGAAGAGAGGGAGAGGUAUGAUUUUUAUGAUGUCAACAACAAAUAUAUGUUCUAUAAUCAUCACCGCCCGGCGCCCAUUAAUUUUGAUAAAAGCAGAAUGAUCAGAAUUUGUUUUAAAACGUAAGCACAACGCUCACGUGAUUUUAUUUCAAAUGCAUUUAAUACAUAUUUUGAUCACAUGCACAUGUCAGAUGUAUCAUAAGAGCUUAUAUCUUUUUAUCAGAGUAUUGAAUGUAGAUAAUCAUUGUAUAAAUCAUGUAUGUACAUAACAAAACAAUGUUGAUGA